AUGGAGCCCAACGGUGUCAUCACCCUCGACAACCUCGCCGAUAGCCUGCGUCCGUGGACCCCGGAUGAUGAGAGUCACGUCUAUGCCGUAGUAGAUAUGGGAAGUAAUGGAAUACGCUUCUCCAUCACGUCUCUAGCCCCGCCACGGACACGUCUACUCACGCCCAUCUACUCGACUCGGGCGGCCAUCUCACUCUUCGAUGCUCUGACACCCUCCUCCUCAUCAGGAUCAGGGUCAGGCGAUGGCAGCAGCACCGGCACCACCACCCUCGUAUUCCCUCCCGAGAUUGUGGAAUCCGUUUCAACCACCUUGGCGCAUUACGCCCGCAUCGCGCAGCUGCACAAUGUUCCCGCGUCCAACACGCUCAUCUUCGCCACCGAGGCCAUGCGACGCGCCUCCAACGCGGCCGACAUGCUCGAUGCCAUCGCCAGGGUCACAGGCGGCCUGCGCGUCCACGUACUCGCGCCACCUGUCGAGACGCUAUUCGGCGCCGUCAUGGGCUCACGGAGCGGGCUGGCCGACGUCCGCGGAGGAGCACUCUUCCUCGACCUCGGCGGCGGCAGCGUGCAGAUGACGUGGGUCGACACCUCUCUCGACCAGUACGAGACCGUGGCCGCCAGGGCCGGCGUCAGCAUGCCCUACGGAGCUGCCAGGCUCACUCGCAUAUUAGAGCAGCACACCACCUCCAAGCCCAACAAGGGCUCUUCCGCCCUUUCGUCUUCUUCUUCUCCCUCCGCCCCCGACCUUGUCGCUGCCGAAAUCUCCAAUCUACACGACCUUAUCCGGUCGGCCUACGACGAGCUCUGUCGGACCUUCCCCCGGCUCAAGAGCAUCCGGGAUGCUCACGAGUCCGGCCAGACGGGAGACGAGGAUGCAUCUCUCGUAGACGUCUACAUGUGCGGCGGGGGGUUUCGCGGCUACGGCAGCAUGCUCAUGCACACCGACGUCGCCCAGCCCUACCCCAUGUCGUCGGUGGGCACGUAUACCGUGUCUGGCGCCUCGUUCAAGCGUGCCGACCACCUCCGACGCCUCAACGCUGAGUACCGGGGCAAGAUCCACGGCAUGUCGCGCCGGCGCCGCUCGCAGUUCGACGCCAUCGCCACCGUCGUCUCGGCCUUCGCUUCUGCCGUCCCCAACAUACGCCGCGUCACCUUCUGCAAGGGGUCCAAUCGCGACGGCGCCCUCAUGAUGAUGCUCCCGCGCCACAUCCGCGAGUCCGACCCCCUGGAGGUCCUGGCCUCCAUCCCCGCCACCCACAGGCCCCUCGUAGACGUCGUCAUCUCCAAGCUAUCCGCCGCACUCCCACCGUCCGGAAAGUCCGUAUCCAGCCUCGCAAGCGGCGGCGGCCUGGCCUCCCUCUUCGCCCGCGACCUGUGGGGUCCCCUCUCAGGCUCGGGCUACGAGUCGGCCGUCAACAUCUCCCACGCCCUGCACUUCUCCGUCGCCCGCGACCCAGACACCCCGGGGCUGACGCACCUCGCCCGCGCCACCCUGGCCAUCUCCUCGGCAGCGCGGUGGGGCUCCGCAAUCGCCCCGGCAGACCAGUCCCUCGCUCAGGGUAUGGAAGACGUCCUUGCCCGUCACCACCCCCACGCCGUCUUCUGGGCAAAGUAUACCGGUGCCGUGGCCGGUAUACUCACCCAGCUCGUACCUGUUCUUCAACCCGCUGACGCUGACAAGUUUGACAAAUCUAUUCAUCUUGAGGCGACAACUUCCCCUAAGGAGGGCAAAAAGGACCGUCUUCACCUAUCCAUUCAUGCAUCCCCCGACAUCCUAUCAUUGCAUGAUGGACCUGCCCUCGACGAGAUUGCCGACUUCCUCAAGUCGACGGUAAAGACGGGCAAGGAGAAGCCCCCAUUCAAAGUGUCGGUCCAGAUCGGCCGGCUCGAAGAAUACUGA
This is a messenger RNA of Geosmithia morbida, 1899 nucleotides long. RefSeq names its product retrograde regulation protein 2. Lineage: Eukaryota; Fungi; Ascomycota; Sordariomycetes; Hypocreales; Bionectriaceae. The record is from RefSeq and is a predicted model, not a curated record. The transcript is spliced from 3 exons. Gene Ontology annotation, biological process: regulation of transcription by RNA polymerase II. Bases 1 to 1899 code for a protein of 632 amino acids.